Messenger RNA from Carassius carassius (crucian carp), 5725 nucleotides. It is a transcript of the gene abl1, whose product is annotated as c-abl oncogene 1, non-receptor tyrosine kinase. Gene Ontology annotation, biological process: protein phosphorylation; regulation of apoptotic process. Bases 1104 to 4406 code for a protein of 1100 amino acids. Gene Ontology annotation, molecular function: protein binding; ATP binding; non-membrane spanning protein tyrosine kinase activity. Lineage: Eukaryota; Metazoa; Chordata; Actinopteri; Cypriniformes; Cyprinidae. The transcript has 11 exons. The record is from RefSeq and is a predicted model, not a curated record.
AAGCGAUUGUUGGCGGAAGAACGAGGUGUGUGACGUCACGAGCGCAGCUCGCGUGCGUGAAUAUGGCGGUUCCUGCAACGACGAACGACUCCAAGAAAAGUGCUGGAAGUUAUGAAACAUGACAAGAAUCGGCAUUAAAAGACUGCGGAAGAGUCCAGCGGUUGUUCGGUGAGGAAACGAGCCCGACAGGAGAUACGUAAGGACGAAGCGGAGAGAGUUUACGGUCGCCUGUGGAACGCGCGAGGAGAGAGAGACACGCGGAAGUGACGAGAGACUUUAGCAACUACAACUCAAACAAACUCCAACUAAACACUACAAAUCAAAGUUACCUGAACCGAUGGUUAAAUCGUGAUAAAUAUGUGCGGAAGCGCGUUUGAGUGUUUCUGUUAGGGUUCAGACCGUUAUAUGACUCUUAUUUCGUAUCUAUUAUUACUUGUGUUUCAUUAACUCCAUCUGAAAGCGUUUAAUUCUGAGUUAUUUACGUCAGUGACGACGAUUUACUCGUUUACAGAUGAAGCAGAUGUGUAAGAAUAACUACUGACUGAUACUGAAUGACACUACAGACUCGUCUACCAAUCACUACCAAAGAUACACACAUCGUUUUAGCAUUUGUUUAGCAUUUAUUGGACUGUAACGCAUCAGGACAUGGGAAUUAAUUAUUGACAUGUCUGAUGUGUCAGUGGUUUGUGAUGGGAGCCGUUCAUAUUGAUGUGACGUCACCAUGAUUGACAGCUCAACACGACUGUGCACAGAGUUGAUGUUUUCAGUGUAUUUGCGCUGGAGAUUUCAGUGAGGGGGACUGGAGCAUCCUCAUGCAUUGAUUCUGACCCCAGAAACGGGUGCACCGUCCUCGUCACUUUCUGUUGUGUGAGAAUGACAUUACUUUUAAUCCCUCAGUGCAUUGAAACACACUGCUCUUUUACAUCUGCUUGUAUGCAGUUUGAGCUUUUAAAGCAGUGAUCUGUUCUGAAAUCAGUUAUCCAGCAGUCGAUGCAUGACUCGCACAGAGGAGCAGACUGGACUGUCCCCGUCUUGCUGUAUUCAGUAACGUCCUGCUCAUCUCUAGCUGCUGGAGUGUGAUCCUCAUCCGCUGUGUGUCCCUUAUGGGGCAGCAGCCAGGGAAGUUGGUCGGGGACCAGAGGAGGCCGAGUCUGCCGGCGCUGCCCUUCAUCAAGGGAGCAGGGAAGAGAGAGACCUCACGACAGGGAGCGCAGCCCUUCAAUGUGUUCACCGUCCACGAAGCUCUUCAGCGGCCGGAUUUCGAGGCCCCGGGUCUGUCUGAAGCGGCUCGUUGGAACUCCAAAGAGAAUCUGUUGGCGGGACCCAGUGAAAAUGACCCCAAUCUGUUCGUAGCGCUGUAUGACUUUGUCGCAAGCGGAGACAACACUCUCAGCAUCACCAAAGGAGAGAAGCUGAGGGUUCUGGGAUACAAUCACAAUGGCGAGUGGUGCGAGGCUCAGACCAAGAACGGCCAGGGCUGGGUGCCCAGCAACUACAUCACACCCGUCAACAGCCUGGAGAAGCACAGCUGGUACCACGGUCCUGUGUCCCGCAACGCCGCCGAGUACCUGCUGAGCAGCGGCAUCAACGGCAGCUUCCUGGUGCGUGAGAGCGAGAGCAGCCCAGGACAGAGGUCCAUCUCGCUGCGCUGCGAGGGACGUGUCUACCACUACCGCAUCAACACAGCUUCGGAUGGCAAGCUGUAUGUGUCGUCGGAGAGCCGCUUCAACACACUGGCGGAGUUGGUUCACCAUCAUUCCACGGUGUCCGAUGGUCUGAUCACGACGCUGCAUUACCCAGCGCCCAAACGCAACAAGCCCACCAUCUAUGGUGUCUCACCCAACUAUGACAAAUGGGAGAUGGAGCGCACUGAUAUUACCAUGAAACACAAGCUGGGCGGAGGGCAGUAUGGAGAGGUGUACGAGGGUGUCUGGAAGAAAUACAACCUAACUGUGGCUGUCAAAACACUAAAGGAGGACACAAUGGAAGUGGAAGAGUUUUUAAAAGAAGCUGCAGUCAUGAAAGAAAUCAAGCACCCAAACUUAGUGCAGCUGUUAGGUGUCUGUACACGGGAACCUCCGUUUUAUAUCAUCACAGAGUUCAUGACUCAUGGAAACCUGCUGGAUUACCUGCGUGAAUGUGAUCAUGAGGAGGUCAAUGCUGUGGUGCUGCUCUACAUGGCCACGCAGAUCUCCUCUGCAAUGGAGUACCUGGAGAAGAAGAACUUCAUCCACAGGGAUCUGGCUGCUCGUAACUGCUUAGUUGGGGAAAACCACUUAGUCAAAGUGGCAGAUUUUGGACUGAGUCGCCUGAUGACGGAAGAAACCUACAUAGCCCAUGUAGGAGCCAAGUUUCCCAUUAAAUGGACCGCCCCGGAGAGUCUGGCCUAUAACAAAUUCUCCAUUAAGUCAGAUGUGUGGGCAUUUGGUGUCCUGCUUUGGGAAAUUGCCACUUACGGGAUGUCUCCAUAUCCUGGAAUUGACUUGUCCCAAGUGUACGAGCUACUAGAGAAAGAUUACCGCAUGGACAGACCCGAAGGAUGCCCAGAGAAAGUCUAUGAGCUCAUGAGGGCCUGUUGGAGAUGGAACCCUGCAGAGCGGCCUUCUUUUGCUGAAACUCACCAGGCAUUUGAAACAAUGUUUCAAGAGUCCAGUAUCUCUGAUGAGGUGGAGAAAGAGUUGGGGAAGAAGGGUAAGAAGCUGACACUGGGUCCAAUACAGCAGGCACCAGAACUUCCCACUAAGACGAGGACUCUAAGAAGACAUAUGGACAGUAGGGAUGGUGACAGUCCAGAUGCAGCAGAGGCUGAGGUGGUAGGGCCCCCGAUGCUCCCGAGGCCUGUCCUUGAUAGUAACUUGAACGAAGAUGAUCGCCUCCUACCUAAAGAUAAAGAUAAGUUCCGAAUGAAUCCAUUCAGUUUAAUCAAGAAAAAGAAGAGAACCGCCCCGGCACCCCCAAAGCGCAGCAGCUCCUUUGGUAAGAUGGAUGGGCACUUGGAUCGUAAAGGACAGGUUCCCGACUGCAGAGAUGAUUUCAACAACGGGGCUUCAACCAGUGAUGCCUUGCACAGCAUUGACCCUUCCAAACUGAUUAGCUCCAACAAUACCAUGGCUGUCGGGGUCACCAAUGGAGCCCCAGUAUAUCCUGGUCAGCUCUUCCCUUCACAUUCACGGAAAAAGGGCACAGGCACAACAUCGGGUGGCGGAGGGAAGCUUGCCACAACUCCACCCACAGAGGAAGAUCCUAUGUCAAACUCCAAGCGCUUUCUACGGUCUUCUUCCGCUUCUAGCAUGCCCCCAGGGUCUGAACGCACUGAGUGGAAGUCUGUCACCCUGCCGCGUAACAUCCAGUCAUCUCACUUUGACUCUGGCACCAUUGGAGGCAAGCCAGCUUUACCACGCAAGAAAGCAGAUUGCAUGCCACGUGGUGGCACCCUUACCCCGCCACCACGCCUUCCCAAGAAAAUUGAGGAUGCACCUGACGAAGUGUUUAAGGACUCAGAGUCUAGUCCUGGAUCAAGUCCUUUGACUCUGACACCUAAGCUCACCCGUCGGCCACAUGUGCAGAUGGAAAAUUCCAAAACAAGUGCCUUGCAAGCAGAGCUGUUCAAGCCCAAUGUGCUUCCACCUCUGGGAGCAUCUGGUGAUGAAUGCCGACCUCGUAGGCUCAAGAACUCUUCUGAAGUCCCUGGACAAAGAGACAGAGAGAAGGGGAAGUUUACAAAACCUAAACCGGCUCCUCCUCCACCUCCUGUGUCUAGUGCCAAAUCUGGAAAGUCUUCGAGGAAUCCCACUUCUGAUAUCUCUUCGGAUACUAAAGUCAAAGGCUUCUCUGAACAAAACCCUUUAAGUCCUGGAUCCACAGAACAAGGCAGGGGGACAAGUCUUUCCCAAGAAAGUGGUAAAAAAUUGCCAAAAAACACUUCAAAAGUGCAGCCCCCAAAGACCUCUUCGACAUCCCCAAGCAGUCAGCUACCAGGGAUGGGAACGGGAUCGGCUGUUGGUGACCCAGGAUCCAACUUCAUUCCCCUCAUGACGACUCGCCGCUCACUAAGGAAAACACGCCAGCCAUCGGAGCGACUCUCCAAUUCUUGCAUUACACGCGAGAUGGUUUUGGAGAGCACGGAGCUCCUGCGAGCUGCCAUUGGCCGCAUUUCAGAGCAAACCGGCAGCCACAGUGCAGUGUUGGAAGCUGGCAAGAAUCUGUCCAAGUAUUGCGCAAGCUACGUCGAGUCCAUCCAGCAGAUGCGCAACAAGUUCACUUUCCGUGAAGCCAUCAAUAAGUUGGAGAGUAGCCUGCGUGAGCUGCAGAUCUGUCCUGCUGCCACUGGGGGAGCCAACACAACACAAGACUUUUCAAAGCUACUUUCCUCCAUCAAGGAGAUCAGUGACAUAGUUCAGAGGUAGCGGAGAAGAGCACAGAUGGAACUGAUAUCUGUGUGUCUGGGGCUUCUCUUGGUUGGCUGUGGCGUGCCAUACAUUUCCAUUGGACCCACCUCAGCUUUUCUCAUGCCAAAUAGUGGAACAUUUAAGAACGAUUCAGUGUCUUAUUACUAGCAGUGCACAAAUGCAGGGGAACCAGUAAUGUUGCUCCAGACUCUGUUUGGCGAUUUUAAGGUAGCCCAGGUCCAAGCCUUAGUGACUUGAUUUUUUAUGAGUCUUUGUCUGCAAUUCCUUGGCUUUUCUUCUCUCCAUUUUCUCAAAGUAUUUGUUAUAGACAGCAUUAUCUCAACAUUGCAGAUGACUGACAGAAAAACACCUCAUGUGCCUCACACUUUUCAAUCUCUUUAAGGGAUCAAAAUAUAUUUUCGAUUACAUUCAUGAUCAUAGUAUUGAUAAAGACUUGUUUAUUGACGUGUCCAGCUUAGAUUUCUUUGUGUGGUUAGUCGAGAAAGGGCUUUGUUGUGAGAUGUGAAUGGUCCCUGUGAUAUGAGGAACUUCAAACCGACUGAUCAAGUAUUGUAUGAUUGCAACACUGUGCCAUGAUUGACAUUUCACUGAUGGGGUCGUUAAGUAGGUUUUCUCACCUUUUCCAGGCCCGUCAAGGGUUUUGAACAAGUGUUCCUACAGCACAAUUACUACAUACAUGCCUUUCCAAAACUACGGUUGCCUUAAAGAGACUCGCUGAACAUGAAUCAUUGGUCAGUGAAUGAAACACUACUGUCUCAAGGAGAAAGAUUUGGAAGUGAGAAUCAGCGCUUCAGAAACAGUAUAGGUAUAGAUGUUUUUGUAAUGUCCUCUGUAAGAUCUUCAGUUACCACUUGACGUAAUUUCAAAGGUUUUCCACACACCACUGACAGAAGUGCUCCAGGAUCACGGACUUGACGGAGCAGCUUUAUCCAGUGACCACAAGCCAUGAUUCUAAUUGAGGUGAUGGGAGUCGAGUCAAUGACUAUCUUACUAAAACUUUUGUGUUUGUUUUGCUUGUGUAGUUUUCAGUAUUAGUUUGUCUUUUCCAACACUUUGCCAUUAGACUGCGACGCCUGAGGAAGAGGCCAACCACAAGCUUUUAAUUCAACAUGGUACUACCAGUGUUGACAUUUCAUGUUUGUUUUUUUUCUCUUAAAAUCAUGCCACUAUUAAAUUUGUAUUCAAGCUUCACCCUUUUGUAGACUAAUUGCUCAUCUUUGUAAAUACACAUCACUUAUUUUUAGUUGAUUCUUCCUGUAACCUUGGUGCAAUUUUUUUAUUGCAAAAAAUACAAAGCAAUUUUUCUACUUGAACAA